AUCAGUAUAAAACAUGAUGAAAAACAUAGAAACAAAUUUCUCUUCUACAAACAAUAUUUGCACAUAAGAAUAAUCAUCGUUUGAUCACAGUUUUAUAUAGAUCACGUAGUAUGAAGUAUAAGUAUUACAUUUUCAAUCAUUUUUAACAAAAUAACAAACAUCGGACCUGAGAACGAAACUGUCCUGUGUCGAGUUUCUACCUUAUCGCUCCAGCGUAUAUAAAGCCUCGGCACCAACUAGCAUAGAAUAUAACAAAAAGUUAAACCCAAAAACAAUUUUUUUAAUUCUUUUGCAAUGAAAUUAGACCGUUUCUAACGUUUUAUAAAUUUAUUUUGAGAUAGAGCUUUCUCGCAAUGCAAAUAGUAAGACGCCCUCGGAUACGCGACGAUAUAUCGUCCUUGGCAUUUUUCGCAAGUGUGGCGAACAAUGAUAUAUCGUCAUUCGGCACUAAAAAGGUUAAUGUAGCGUAAAGCGCCGAUAACGGCCCGACGGUUAGUCGGUCGGGCCGCGGGCGGUUUUUGGUGUGUGCUGCAUCGUCACAAAGAAAAAAAAAUUGAAAUGUGAAAUUUCCAACUGUAAUAUUUAAUCACUUGUAACUUUUGAAUCAAUGCAGAUAAUCGAAUUUUGCAACUUGUGCUGAAUUGUUAUAAUCGAAAUCAAUAGAGGAAUAUUCACAGAAUAUACCGAAAUUUGCAAGGUUGAAAAAUAAUUGGCCAAAAGGAAUGGAGUUAAAACAAAAAAUUCACAUUUUUGAAAUUCCUCUAGUUGAAAUACAGAUCAACAGAAGAAUCCAAAUACAAGUAGGCAAAGCGCUCUAACCAGCAUAAUUUUUGUUUUUUCGAAAAUACAAAAUGACCGUGUUGGUAAAAAAAUUGAUUUUUUUUAUUUACAGCUUUGUUCUUUGAGAUUGGCGAUUUUUUCUUUCGGCACAACAUAGCUUUCACAUUCUUUAGGCACAAACCUAGCAUAACUCAGUUGCACAACAAUUUUGUUUUUUUUUAUUUUCAAAAUGGCGGUACUAACUUCACACACAUAAACUCUUGUGCCUCUUAUGUUUCUUGUCGCCCGAGAUAAAAGGUAACGAAUUCCAGAAGAGGCAAGCGACGAAACACAACUGUCGGUAAAACAGUAUGACAAAAAGCAAAGAAACAAGAGAUAAAAAACAAAACAUAAAGAGCACAUUAUAGAUCAUGCUCAAUGCAUCGUUUUAUAUUCGUCUUUAUUUCAACUUUCUCAGGAAAACCUCAGGUCACGUCAAUUAAAGUCACGAGAACUAGAACAGUAUAAAAUUAACAGUAACAUAUGCAAGCAUACUUAUUAUUCCGUAACGAACACCGUGAUAUCUAUGUAUAGUUUUAUAAUAUCUAACAAAUUAUUUUUAAUUCUUCAUAAAAAUUGACAGACAUAUUUUGUUCGCCCAUUGUGUAUUAAGGGGUUAGGCCAGUCCUAGGAUUUUCAAAAAAUCGAAAUUUUUUUUUUGCUUAAAGUACACUUUAGGGUCCUAAAAACAUUAUUCAAUUGGUAGAAUAGUGAAAAAAAAUUUUUUCCCUGUCCAAUCCGCUGUAGUGUCGAAGCGUUCGGAGCGGGCGACGAGCGCAUUUUCUACCUGCCGCGGCGGGCUUCCUUUUGUCCCCUUUUUACGACUCUUAUCCUCUGCACUAAUGUACCAACGGGGCCUGAGGGCUCUAAUGGUUCCCCAAAAAGUCGUUAGGAAGUGCUAGUUCAUCAAUACAGCUGUAUGUGUGGGCUUGUGUGUGGGUCAGUCAGCUGAAAAACGACGCCACGCGUGGACGCUUCUUUUUGUUUUCGUUAGUUUUUCUGCUUCAACGAAUUACUUUAUUGACUACAGUGGUUUUAACUGAUAAAUUAUCAUUGUUGACAAUAUGAGUGAAUUAUUAACAGAUGCCAAGCCCAAGCACGAUCACUGCCCGAGCGGAGAAAAUUCGUGGUGCUCGUGGCAAAGGGCCAAGGCCACUGGAACUUUGGACGAAUAUACACAUAAACCACCUUUACAUGAAGAAGUAUACAAGGCUAUAACUCCAAUUUAUGAAAAAUUAACCAGUGAUGACUUACUCACUCGUUGCAUAGGCGGCUUCACUCAAAACAGUAAUGAGAGUUUCAACGCUACAGUAUGGUCGAUGGCCCCGAAAGUGACAUCCAGUGGCAAAAAUGUACUUGACACAGCUGUAUAUAUUGCUGCAGGUACUUAUAAUGAUGGCCUCACAAGUGCCAUGAGAGUCAUGCAGAACAUAGGCAUCAAAAUUGGGCCGAACUGCUAUAAUUACUGUCAAGAGACUGAUCAAAACCGCAUCAAAUUAUCCGAUCGUUCGCUCUCAGAUGCUGCAAGAAGUCUCGAAUCAAACAGAAGGCAUCCAGAAAGGAAGAAGAUGAGUUCCAUGGAAGGUGAAAUGUACGGCGCAGGCAUCGCAGACUGAAGAUAGCACGAGUUCCUAGAAUCACCGUCGCCCGUAGAGGCCCUCUUGAAAAAGGUGAUUCCGAAGAUUGGCCCAGUAGCCGCCAUUUUG
Dinoponera quadriceps is the source of this 2525-nucleotide messenger RNA. RefSeq lists its product as uncharacterized. The record is from RefSeq and is a predicted model, not a curated record. Lineage: Eukaryota; Metazoa; Arthropoda; Insecta; Hymenoptera; Formicidae. The coding region runs from base 1884 to 2435 and encodes 183 amino acids. The transcript is spliced from 2 exons.